Molecule: messenger RNA, 1041 nt
Organism: Owenia fusiformis
Lineage: Eukaryota; Metazoa; Annelida; Polychaeta; Sabellida; Oweniidae
Source: the annotation of a GenBank genome assembly
AUGUUCCUGUUCUUCUGGGGAGAAGAGAAUCUUGUAUCCAUUCCCAUGGCAAAGGAUAAAAUAAAAACCGACGAUGGAAUGGGCGUCACCACUUCUAUAUCUGAGUUUGAUAAUAGAGAUACAAUGGUCGAUCAAGGGGACAAAGAUAGUGAAGAGGGAAAAACAGCGGCCGAUGGUGACUCCGGAGGCCCAAUGUUAGGAGAUGAACCUUCGAAACCAGAGGACCUCCAUAUAGAUCCACCAAAAGUCAAAGAACCAUAUGUCAAACCCCAAGAUAAUAAAGAUACGGCAAAAGAAGCGCCAAAAAGAGACAUACAUAUCGAAUCGAAUGUACCAAAAGGAAGUCAAGAUAUUUGCCCGACAAUGACGAACUUUUUCAAACCCGCCAAGUUAGAGAAUGAGUGCAUUCCCCUAUUUGUUAUUUUGAAAACAGUCUGUAAGAACCCUGGCUCGGAGUGUCAAUUUUGCUCCAAAAGAUCGCGCUGUUUCCAGCAAUACACCCAACAAUGGCUUCCAGAAUUCUGUGUUGGAGGGGUGCACUGGCGAUUUCAUCGUGUUCCUUCUUCUUGUGCGUGUUAUAAGCUGUCGUCUAGUGCAGUGUUACCUCCUAUGGCGACCGUACCUCGUCCAGAUAGCAUUAUCAUGCGUGACCAUGAGUGACCAGCUAUAUAUGCACUGAACGAAACGUUUAAGUAGAUUACUGGGAAUGGUUAAUACAGAGCCUAUGUUCACAAAAAGUCUGAUCCUUAUGAUUUUUGAGCAACCUCCUUCUAACGAACAUAAACAUCACAUUGGAAAUGUGAAACGAAAUAAUUAUAUUUGUAAUAACCAUAACGAAUUGCCAACUCAUAUUUUAUCUAAGGUAGUAGACAAUAUUUGGAAUUCUUAACGAGCAAAGGGCUACCUUAAAAGUGAAGUUGAAAUCGAGAGAAACGUCGAACUGCGGAAUAGUCCUAUAUUUAGAAAUGGAAUAUAUUAAAAGAUGGCAUUUUAAAAGGUUUUCUUUAAAUAAUCCAUUUAUAUCUAUUUAAAUUAUUAUUU